AUGGACGAAGAUGCAUUUGUAAAGAUAUAUGGAGUGGCGAUCAAAUACAGCACAUGCCAUGGUAGCAUUCCGACAAUUACCCAAUUUCCAAACAUUGUCCCUCCGUCCACUGGCGCCUACCGUCUAGCAGGCCCGCAGGCAUGGACGUCUGGCUUCUUUGCUGGCCUCCUGUGGCAGUGGUAUUCUUGGUCCCUUGACCAUCCACAGCUGGUUCCAUCCACAGAACUGGAAACUUUGGCACGAACUUGGACAAUUCCGCUGGCAGUGUCUGCCCAGAAGAGUAGUCACGAUGUUGGCUUCUUGAUCAACAACACAUUUGGUGCAGAUUAUGAGCUGACAGGGAAUGAAGCAGCAUUACCUACGUUGAUUGCAGCGGCAGAGAACCUCCUGGGACGUUUUAGCGACCGAACAGGCUUCACCAGGAGCUGGGAUCGCAUGGGGCCAUAUCAAGAUCCCAACAAAACUUUCUUGGUCAUUAUAGACAACAUGAUGAAUCUCGAACUCUUGUUCCAUGUCUCCAAAAUAACGGGGAAACAAGAGUUUGCCGAAGCCGCUAUUAAUCAUGCUCGAAACGUCGCUCAAAAGCAGAUCCGACCGGAUGGAAGCGUCUGGCAUUUACUUGUUUGCGAUCCUCACUCCGACCAGAUCUUAGAGCGUACAACCUGGCAAGGCAUCUCAGACGAAAGUACAUGGAGUCGUGGCCAAGCAUGGGGUAUCUAUGGUUUUGCUGCUGCCUAUCGAUGGACAGGAAUUACGCUCUUCCAAGAGAAAUCGAUCGAGAUGGCCGAGUAUUUCUUGAGCCGUUUGCCGAAGGAUGGGAUCCCACCUUGGGAUUUUGAUGCGCCGGAGCCUGCUGUGAAAGAUACUUCUGCCGCGACAAUUGCUGCUAGUGGCAUGCUUUAUCUAAUUUCGACAGCAAGGCCAGACCAGCCAGCUCUCAGGAAAUACCUUCUUGGAGCUAAAGAACUGAUACACAGUACGCUAGCAUAUGCACGGUCCAAACCGUCCUCGUUCACUGAGAAAAAUGGACAUCUCCAGAUUCACGACCUAGGAUUCGAGUCUAUAUUGAUGCAUGCCACGCCAAACUUGAGUCAAAGACCUCCUGAGCAGAUCUUCGAUGUCGGAGUGGUUUAUGCCGACUACUAUCUUAUCGAGGCUCUUCAGAGACUCGAGAGAUUUUGUGGCGGGGGCUAA
This is a messenger RNA of Cladophialophora psammophila CBS 110553, 1194 nucleotides long. RefSeq lists its product as uncharacterized. Gene Ontology annotation, molecular function: chondroitin hydrolase activity. The transcript has a single exon. Gene Ontology annotation, biological process: polysaccharide catabolic process. The record is from RefSeq and is a predicted model, not a curated record. NCBI's taxonomy places the organism in Eukaryota, Fungi, Ascomycota, Eurotiomycetes, Chaetothyriales, Herpotrichiellaceae. Bases 1 to 1194 code for a protein of 397 amino acids.